Molecule: messenger RNA, 3791 nt
Organism: Cyprinodon tularosa
Lineage: Eukaryota; Metazoa; Chordata; Actinopteri; Cyprinodontiformes; Cyprinodontidae
Gene: appa
Product: amyloid beta (A4) precursor protein a
Exons: 16
Coding region: 107-2395 (762 amino acids)
Biological process (GO): central nervous system development; axonogenesis
Cellular component (GO): membrane raft; cell surface; plasma membrane
Molecular function (GO): heparin binding; serine-type endopeptidase inhibitor activity; signaling receptor activator activity
Source: RefSeq, a predicted model, not a curated record
CUUCCCAUCAGACAGCGGGAGUCACCGGUGGAGAGCACACCGACGCAUACGUUACAGACCGUCAGGAGAAAAACGCUGCUUAGGAGCGUUGCUUUCACAAAGCGACAUGGGAGACCGAGUGGCUUUAUUGCUGCUGGCUGCGGUGGCCUCGGCUCUAGCUGUAGAGGUUCCCACAGAUGUUUCGAUGGGUCUGCUGGCUGAGCCCCAGGUGGCCAUGUUUUGUGGUAAACUCAACAUGCACAUUAACGUGCAGAGCGGCAAGUGGGAGCCUGACCCAUCUGGUACCAAGAGCUGCAUUGGUACCAAAGAGGGCAUCUUGGAGUACUGCCAGGAGGUGUAUCCAGAGCUCCAGAUUACCAACGUGGUGGAAGCCAACCAGCCGGUCAGCAUCCAGAACUGGUGCAAGAAGGGACGCAAGCAGUGUCGCAGUCACAUGCACAUAGUGGUGCCCUAUCGCUGCUUGGUGGGAGAGUUUGUGAGCGAUGCUCUGCUCGUUCCCGACAAGUGCAAGUUCCUCCACCAAGAGCGGAUGGAUAAAUGCGAGAGCCACCUGCACUGGCACACUGUAGCCAAGGAGUCCUGUGGCGACCGUACCAUGAAUCUCCAUGAUUACGGGAUGCUGCUGCCUUGCGGCAUCGACCGCUUCAGAGGAGUGGAGUUUGUUUGCUGCCCCAGCGAGGCGGAGCAGGGCGCCGAGAGUGUGGAGCAGGACACCGAUGAUUCCGAUGUCUGGUGGGGCGGAGCUGAGACGGACUACGGUGACAGCAUGGUGCAUGAGCCAGAGCCAGUGGAACAGCGAGAGGAAACCAAACCAUCUGUGGUAGAAGAGGAGGAUGACGGAGAAGUUCCAGAGGAGGAUGAUGAGGAGGAGGAUGAAGACGAGGAGGAAGAUCUGUUGGACAACGACCAGGAUGGAGACGGAGAGGAGGACGAGGAGGCCGUGGAGGAGGAUGAAGAAGAGGAUGACAUCAUGGAUACACUUGAUGACAGCGAUGAUGCAGAUGAGCCCACCACUAAUGUUGCCAUGACAACGACCACCACCACUACCACAGAGUCUGUCGAAGAAGUAGUGAGAGAUGUGUGCUGGGCCAAUGCUGAGACUGGCCCAUGCCGGGCCAUGCUGCCCCGCUGGUACUUUGACCGACAGGAGGGCCGCUGUGUUCAGUUUAUCUACGGGGGCUGCGGAGGCAACAGGAAUAACUUUGAGUCAGAGGAGUACUGCCUGGCUGUCUGCAGCAGCGUCAUGCCCACGGCCACGCCCAGCUCCCCCGAUGCAGUGGACCACUAUCUAGAGAUGCCCGCCGAUGAGAAUGAACAUGCCCACUUCCAGAAAGCCAAGGAGAGUCUGGAGGCCAAGCACCGUGAUAGGAUGUCCCAGGUUAUGAGGGAAUGGGAAGAAGCUGAGAGGGAGGCUAAGAACCUUCCACGUGCCGACAAGAAGGCUGUGAUUCAACGCUUCCAGGAGAAGGUGGAGGCUCUAGAGCAGGAGGCAACCAGUGAGCGUCAGCAGCUGGUGGAGACCCAUAUGGCCCGGGUGGAGGCUCUCCUCAACGACCGCCGCCGCCUGGCUUUGGAGAGCUACCUGACCGCCCUGCAGCAGGACCCACCCAGGCCCCGUCACGUCUUCAGUCUGCUGAAGAAGUACGUCCGCGCCGAGCAGAAGGACAGGCAGCACACUCUGAAACACUUCGAACACGUCCGCAUGGUGGAUCCAAAGAAGGCUGCUCAGAUUAGACCUCAGGUUCUUACUCACCUGCGCGUCAUUGAAGAACGCAUGAACCAGUCUCUGGGUCUUCUCUACAAAGUGCCAGGUGUGGCUGAUGACAUCCAAGACCAAGUUGAGCUCCUCCAGAGAGAGCAGGCCGAGAUGGCCCAGCAGCUGGCCAACCUGCAGACAGACGCCCGUGUGAGCUACGGUAACGACGCCCUGAUGCCCGACCAGGAAUUUGGAGACGGCCAGACUGACCUGCUGCCCCAGGAGGACACUCUGGGCCUGGGAGGAGUCGGCUUCGUCCACCCCGAGAGCUUCAACCAGCAGAACAUCGAGAAAGAGGUGCCUGGAAUGAAGAUGGAAGCUAUUCCUGAGCUGCGGAAGGAGACGGAGGACACACAGGGUACCCAAUAUGAAGUUCACCACCAGAAGCUGGUCUUCUUAGCCGAGGACGUCAGCUCCAACAAGGGCGCCAUCAUCGGCCUUAUGGUCGGAGGCGUCGUCAUAGCAACGGUGAUUGUCAUCACCCUGGUGAUGCUGAGGAAGAAGCAGUACACCUCCAUCCAUCACGGAGUCAUUGAGGUGGACGCCGCAGUCACUCCUGAGGAGCGCCACCUGUCCAAGAUGCAGCAGAACGGCUACGAGAACCCCACCUACAAGUUCUUUGAACAGAUGCAGAACUGAGGAGAAAAUCACCUUCCACACACUCGCAUCAACACACCAUAAUCCCCCCCCCCCCCCCCCCCCUUUACAUCUAUCCUUCCUCCUUUAUUUUCCUCCCCUCAGCCAGCCUCCCCAUGUCUCCAUGACGCAGCGAUCACUGAGCGACUGGGAUAGUAGUUUCCUGACCCUUUUUUUUUAUGAAAGAAAACAGCUAACCGUUGUUCUUAAGGGAGGAAGAAAAGCACACUGUCCACUCUGAUCAGCAGCAGGGUAACUUGACCCUCCCCUCAUCCACACAAUUCUGACAAAUCCGAUCAUAUUGUAAUCAUCUGUUUCAAUUCUGCAAAUAAGGUGGUAAUGAUAAAGUUUAAACGCUGCCCUCCCCCUACAAUCUACAAUGGUGAACCAGUGAGUGUCUCCUCCCCUCUCUGUCUCCUCCCUCCCUCCAUCCAUCCUCCCUUUCAUACAACAGCUGGGCUGUGUUGGGCCACAUCAGGCUCUUAAGGACAUCGCGAAAGAAGCUGGCGAUAACGAUCAUUUUGACAGCAGCAGUAGUCGUUAUGUGUUCUUAAGGAGCUGUUUUAUUUUUAUUGAUUCCACUUUUUUUCUUUUUUUUUUCAAAAAAGAUUGAAAACUGUAUAAAAAAAAAGUAAACUGAUGUAAAGUCGUUUUUUGUUUUUUUUAUUGCGUGUAAUGUUGCUGAAGUAAUGCUGAAGUCUUAGCUGUUCCUUAUGUAGUGUGCAUGAUGACAGGAUUUGGAGAAAACAAACAAAAAAAAAUGAAGAGGAUCUUAAACGCUGCUCUCUAUCUCCAGAGGUCCUUCCUCACACAUUGAUUGUCAUCCUAGCGAGAUUGUACAUUUAGCAUCCAACCGUGAUCACGUGACAUCAAACAAGAAUGAAAAAAUAUAUUUAGAAAUCUAGAUGAUCGGCCUUGAUCUCAUGUAAAAAAAUGUUAUUUUUUUCUUUCCUCUUUAAGUUGCUCCACCUCUUCCUGAUUGAAGGAGAUAUUUAAUGUUCAUCCCUGUUAAAAACUCUCAUGUGUGGCGGCGUUCUGAAGACGCUCCUUAUCACAGACUGAUUUCUGGUUAUAUGGAUGCUUUGAGCAGCAGGUUAGGGUUGUUUCCAUGUCUCUGUGUUGCAGGGUUCCUACACAGUUUGGAAAAAAAAAAAUGGCUGAAUACCAAACCGCCCUCCCUAAGCACUAACCCUUAACUAUCAAGUGUCCCUAUUAAGUCUCACUCACAGAUGAGGAAGGCACCUUGAUUGAAGAUCGUCUUAUAAAUGAGAAAGGGGCCGCUUCUUCUUCCCUCCAACGGGAAGGGAAAACAGUCGUUGCUAUGGCAACACAGGGACGCCCCAUUUGCCCAUCUUUUAAAACAAAUGUAUACAGUGAAAUAAAACUAUUUCAAAGAGGA